AUGGCAAAGGACCGAUGCAACGCUUUCGACAACGGCAGCUUCAACGUCUUCCGUCACCCUGUCGGCCGGCAGUUCCUCACCGACGGCGAGCGCAAUGGUCUUAUCCAGGUUUUCUUGGCUACCAAUGCAAGCUGCAUCAUCAAUGUGCACAGCUAUGCUCGCUGGAAUGGGGAGAUUAUCGGCCAAAGUGCUCCAAGCAAUGAGAUCUUUGCUUCACUCUGGGGCAGUAUCGCAAGUGAAUACGUCAACAAUGGUCGACAAUUCCAGAUCAUUUUCGGAGUUAUCUGGGUGAGAUCUAUCCAGGCCGCUGUUACCGCCACCCGCCAGGCAGGCGCAGCGACGCAGCUGAUCCCGCUCCCGGGCAAUGACUACACAUCCGCCGAGACCUUCAUCUCAGACGGUUCCAUGUUUGCCCUCGGCAAUGGACUUCACGAAUCUCGUCUUCUGCGCCCACAAGCACCUCGAGUUGGGCCACUGGCACGUUCUUCGCCGGACUUGCUCGAGAUAGACGCUAAUGGACUGCGUGGCCAGCAACAUCAAGAUGCCUUCGGCCUGCCUUCGGCCUGCUUGCGACCUACUUGCCGGAUUGCCUUCGUCCAGCAGUACUCUGAUGUCUUCCUCGGCUACGUCGGCAGGGCCGCAGACUACUUUGACUCAAGCUACGCCCUCUGCGAUGUCCCAACGGACACUGACGAUGUCUAG
Messenger RNA from Phanerochaete carnosa HHB-10118-sp, 702 nucleotides. RefSeq names its product glycoside hydrolase family 5 protein. Gene Ontology annotation, molecular function: hydrolase activity, hydrolyzing O-glycosyl compounds. Lineage: Eukaryota; Fungi; Basidiomycota; Agaricomycetes; Polyporales; Phanerochaetaceae. Bases 1 to 702 code for a protein of 233 amino acids. The record is from RefSeq and is a predicted model, not a curated record. The transcript has 6 exons. Gene Ontology annotation, biological process: glucan catabolic process.